AUGGAAAUACCAAACUAUGUUAGCAUCGAUGACAAUGAUAAAAAAUUCAAACAGUUAUAUUCUUAUAUGCCAUCAGACACAUUUCGAAUGUUGAUUUGUGGAAAUAGUGGAAGUGGUAAAACUAAUUUGUUGUAUCAUAUGCUAAUUAAACCACUGUUGUUCUACGAUGAGAUUUAUCUCUGUGUGCGUAAUUUAGAGCAGCAAAAGUAUCAAAAGCUGAUUCAAAAAAUGAGAGAGUUUUCCCAUAAACUAGGAUAUGAAGUACUUCAUGUGAGUAAUGAUGAAAUAACCCCAGUAACAGAACUGGAUUACGAAGACAACCAAAAACUUGUGAUAUUUGAUGAUUACGGCUGUGAUAAAAACCAAAGACAAAUCAUUGAUUAUUUCAUUGAAGGACGACAUAAGAAUUGCUCAGUAAUCUACCUCAGUCAGUCGUUUUACAAAACUCGAAAGGAUAUUCGGCUGAACUGUUCAAACUACUGUUUAUACGAAUUUCCAUCAUCGCGAGAGGCAAACAGAAUAUCAUCUGAGUUGGGAGUUGAUAAAGCGCAUUAUAAGGCAGCAACUAGAAAACCGUACACAUUUCUCUAUGUUGAUAAACCAAAGAAAGUCAUUUCAAAAAACUCCACUGAUUAUAUAUGCAAUAAUUAAAAUGGGAAUAUUUAACGAACAUUCUUAUAAUCAUCCUUUUGCCCGCGGAAUUCAAGGCACUCCAGGAGUUGGAUUUAGUCUCACCGCAGAUGGAAAUUAUGAUAUGGUUGGUAAAAAACUAAGAAAUGUUGGUGCUCCGGCAUCCAACACCGACUCGGCAACAAAGAAAUAUCUUGAUGAGAAUUCUGGCGGUUGAAAAACAUCAUUAUUAACAGUUGAUUCCAACGUUGAUAUGAAAGAUACAUACCGUAUUCUAAACCUUAAAUCUCCAUCUGAUGCAGAUGAACCAGCCACAAAACAAUACGCUGAUUCAAGAUUCUUUUUUAGAAAUGGAAGUCAUCCAAUGACUGGUAAUGUCAAUAUGAAUAAUAAUAAAAUCAAGAAUCUUCCAGAUCCAACAGGAUAA
Messenger RNA from Porites evermanni, 1057 nucleotides. The record is from the annotation of a GenBank genome assembly. Lineage: Eukaryota; Metazoa; Cnidaria; Anthozoa; Scleractinia; Poritidae.